Messenger RNA from Ostertagia ostertagi, 594 nucleotides. The record is from the annotation of a GenBank genome assembly. NCBI's taxonomy places the organism in Eukaryota, Metazoa, Nematoda, Chromadorea, Rhabditida, Trichostrongylidae.
AUGGAUCGUGUAGAGAUAUCUGAAAGCGUCCAUGUAACUGAUGAAAAGCGAGUUUCGCCGGAAUCUGUCAGUAUGGUUGAAGAAGAAAGCUCUAAGGGGAUGCAAGAAUUCAGAGCACUUCAAGCGAAAUUACUCCGCAAUGAAAUUUGGCCUGAGAGUCUGAAAAGCGGUUCUGAAAAAGAAGGGUAUGGCAAGGACGUGAAUGAGGUUUCUUCGCUGGAGCGCACCAAUGAUGGUCGACCGAGCAUGGGUUUGAAUCGUAGUGAGCUAUGCGACAGUUUGUCAACGUCCAUAAUACAACUGAUGACGGACUCAGCAUCACCACGACGUCGUUCAUUAUCGCAGAUAGCGCGCCGCUAUGAGUUAAGCGAAUCCCUGUUAGAGGAUUCUAUCAGUUCCUCGUCGAAGUCGCCACGUGCUCCCAAAGAACGAUUUACAACUAAAAUGCCUGCUUCAAUUUCACCUCGAGCGAAAGCACUACUGGAGGAAGGUCUAGACUAUUCAUUGGCGGAAACGAUCGUGAAAUCUGAAGCGGCGAAAGCAAUCACGGAUGAGAAAAUACGUGAAAUUGAUGAAAUGAUGGGUAAGCUGUAG